Molecule: messenger RNA, 3490 nt
Organism: Crotalus tigris (Tiger rattlesnake)
Lineage: Eukaryota; Metazoa; Chordata; Lepidosauria; Squamata; Viperidae
Gene: SP5
Product: Sp5 transcription factor
Exons: 2
Coding region: 287-1429 (380 amino acids)
Biological process (GO): regulation of transcription by RNA polymerase II
Molecular function (GO): DNA-binding transcription factor activity, RNA polymerase II-specific; RNA polymerase II cis-regulatory region sequence-specific DNA binding
Source: RefSeq, a predicted model, not a curated record
GCAGCGGCAAACUUCAAAGCCAUAAAUCUUCCUCCUGACUGGCUGGCGGCCCAGCAAAGUCCUUAUCAAAUUCUUGGAGGUGAUCCUGGCGCAGUCAGACAGUCCGCGGAGAUCGCGCUGAGCCUGGGCUGGCGGGCUGGCUGGCCGAGACUGGCCGAGUCGGCGAGGGGGGAGAAGAAAUCAGGGGCGGAGGGCAAGGAAACGGGGCAGCUUUUUGGCUGCCUCUUGGCGACUUUAUGUCGCGGCAGUGGCCCUCUGGCCUCUUCUCCCUCCGGACGCGAUAGCCAUGGCCGCGGUGGCUGUCCUGCGAAGCGACUCCCUGCAGGCGUUUCUUCAGGAUCGGACCCCCAGCGCCUCUCCCGACUUGGCCAAGCACUCACCUCUGGCUCUCCUGGCCGCCACCUGUAGCCGGAUCGGGCAGCCGAGCGCGCCGGUCGCUCCCUCGGAUUUCCUGCAGGUCUCCUACGAGUCAAGCUUGGGCUCCCCGUCCAGGAUCUUUCACCCGUGGAGCAGCGAGAUGCCAGCCCACUCCCCGGGCGGACUGCCUCCCCCGCCGCCGAGCCUCGGGCUCACCCCGCAGCCGGCUUUCGCGGGCGGCCACGAGCUGCCGCUGACGCCCCCCGCAGAUCCAUCGUACCCCUACGAAUUUUCGCCCGUCAAGAUGCUCCCGGCUUCCAUGGGCGCCCUCUCCUCCAGCUGCCCUCCACCGGCUUACGUGCCCUACGCCGCCCAGGCGGCCCUCCCGCCGGGCUAUUCUAACCUGAUGCCCCCGCCGCCCGCCCCGCAGUCCUGCCGGCAGCUCUCGCCGGCGCCCGAAGAUAUCCCUUGGUGGAGCAUCCAACAGGCGGCGCCAGGCCCAGGCACUUGCGCACAUCGCUUCGCGGCCGCCGGGGGCCUUCCGCGCGGGCUGGUGUUGGCGCCUUCGGAGCUGGCGCAGUACCAGUCGCAGCUGGCCGCCCUGCUGCACCCCAAAGCGCCCCUGGCGGCCACAGCCAGGAGGUGCCGCCGCUGCCGGUGCCCCAACUGCCAGCUAGCAGCAGGCACCGGGCCCGACGCCACCGCCGAGCCCGGGAAAAAGAAGCAGCACGUGUGCCACGUCCCCGGCUGCGGGAAGGUCUACGGCAAGACGUCGCACCUCAAGGCGCACCUGCGCUGGCACACGGGCGACCGGCCCUUCGUGUGCAACUGGCUCUUCUGCGGCAAGAGCUUCACGCGCUCCGACGAACUCCAGCGGCACCUGCGAACUCACACCGGCGAGAAGCGCUUCGGAUGCGCCGAGUGCGGCAAGCGCUUCAUGCGCAGCGACCACCUGGCCAAGCACGUCAAAACGCACCAGAACAAGAGGCUCAAGGCCGGCCUUGGCCUCGGCCUGGCGGGGGGCGACGGGCGCGCUUGCGCAAUCAAGCGAGAGGAGUCGCGGGACUUGUGACCUGUUGCUUGGUGUUGGUUGAGUUGAGGCGCUUUUGCGCUGCUUCUGUUUCCUCAGCCGCCCCUUGCAGGUUUCGGAGCGGGCCGCUUUCUCCUGCCGAGAAAAAUUCCACUUCAGCCCCAUACAGAAUCUGGACAUUUCGGGAAAAACCUAGAGAGCUCUUUAUUUGGAGACCAUUAAAGAGGAGCUAGGAGGACACACACACCCGGAAAUUUUCCAAAGUAUGCAUCUUAGAGGCUUGCAUUAGUUAGACCGAUUUCCUUUGAGAAGCAGUUGGAAAAUCCUUGGUCAGGAGACCUAAGGGAUUGAUAGUUUUCCUUGGAUUCGGAUCUUCACCCUCUGGAACCCAUAGUCCUUGUUUGUGUGCUUUGAAGUGCAACCAUGAAAUCCAUCUGCGGAUUUGGAACUGCUCUGUGGAUCUGAGAUUAGCCUUCUGUGAAGAGGUUUUGUUUUUCCUUUGGAUCUCCCGCAACCCCCUACACACACUUUUUUGAACUCCAGAUUAAAGCUAUCCUAAGAUCUCAUCUUCCAUCCAACUCCUCCAAAGGAUUACGGCUUCAUUGUCAGAUGCUUGUGGCCAAAAGACUGUGGUCCCAUCUUCCACCACAUUUGGAAACAUCUGGCCAUAAUGGACCAGAAUGCUUUUUUAAAAAAAAAAAGAAAAAGAAAAAUAGAAACAGCAACAUUAGCCUGGUUAUUGAGUGUCUAGGUAUACUUUUUUGCCUUGUAUUUAGGGCAGUGUUUCUCAACCUUGACCAUUUUAAGGCAUGUGGACUUCAACUCCCAGAAUUCCACAGCCAGCAAUGCUUAAGUCCACAUGCCUUAAAAUGGUCAAGGUUGAGAAACACUGGUUUAGGGUGAGAGAUCAGCCCUUUGUAUACAGUUUAUUUAAAGCUUUGGGAAAAAUCAUUCCUCUUUCCAUCCCUCCCCUUAUUUUUAUUCUUGACUCCCUUAUGGGGACUACACCAUGAGAAGUUUGAAGUGACCCACAGUGUGUCAGCAUGCUAAAAUAAAUGCAUCAACCCUGGGGUCAUAUUGGAAAGAUCACACUGAGCUGAUUUCAUCUGAUUGUUUAUUUCUUUUGAAACUUUUUGAACAUAUACCACUAAGCCAUUUUAAGUGUUUGUUUCACUUCAACCAAUGCCCCAUUUAGUUGGAGAGCACCUUAGUAUGAGCUCCAACCUGCAGCUCAUAUUAACUCAGCAUUGAAAAGAUCACCUAUAUUUUCCUUGUGGAAUAUAUUAUGAUGGUAUAAAAUGUGUGAGUUUUUAUUGCUUUAUCUAUUUUUUUUAAAACAAUGAUUGAUCAGAGUUGUAACAUUAAAACAUUACAAGGAAACAAUAAUGUAUAUAUACUGUUUGCACCCCAGUGGAAAACUGCAAAGUACAAGGAGCUUGAUCCAAAAAGAGAAACAGAAAUCAACUACUGUACAAUUAUAUUGAAGAAUUUAUGUUUAGCGGUGUUAAAAUCAGCAAGACUUAUUUCUGUGUAAUAAGAACCACCACACCAAAGUUAAAGUAUGUUUUUAUUUAACUUCCAUUGUCUUCAUUGGGUUUAGGAGUGCUUAACUUGCAAGAUCAUGCUUAAGGUCGAAAAAGCACCAUACAGUAUGACUUGUUACUAGAAGAUAUAUUAUAUGGCAGUAUAAUGCUGUAGGAGUAUGGUUUGUCAGAGUCUUGCCAUUUUUGUUCAGUCUUCUGCACUGCUAAAAUUGUUUCACAUUGAAAUUGUUUCCCCAUCUUUAAAUGGACAAGAUGAAAAUCAAGAAAAUCAAGUUUGAAGUUUCUUUUUCAUUUCCAGAUGUCAGAAAAAGGCUGCAGUUUUGUACCAUAUGCGCAUAACUUGGGAGUGAGAUUUAUUAAGUGCUCCUAACGCACCUAGAAAAUAUCCAACUUUUUCUGAGCCACAGAUUUUAUUUCUCUAUUAUAUAAACAUUUAUCAAAGCAGUGAGAGCCCCUAAGCGUUCAUCUUGUAAAGCCUGCAAACUGUCAGAUCUCAGCCCUGUAAAUUUGUAAUAUAAAUAUAAUACAAAAGGAAAAUUCCGUAUUCUUUGAAAAAUAA